Mytilinidion resinicola is the source of this 834-nucleotide messenger RNA. Its product is annotated as superoxide dismutase. Gene Ontology annotation, molecular function: copper ion binding; superoxide dismutase activity. The transcript has 3 exons. Gene Ontology annotation, biological process: removal of superoxide radicals. The coding region runs from base 10 to 474 and encodes 154 amino acids. NCBI's taxonomy places the organism in Eukaryota, Fungi, Ascomycota, Dothideomycetes, Mytilinidiales, Mytilinidiaceae. The record is from RefSeq and is a predicted model, not a curated record.
ACCGCCAUCAUGGUUAAAGCUGUCGCCGUCAUCCGAGGAGACUCCAACGUCAAGGGCUCCGUCACCUUCGAGCAAGCCGACGAGAGCGCGCCGACUACCAUCACCUACAACAUCACCGGCAACGACGCCAAUGCUGAGCGCGGCAUACACGUGCACACGUUCGGGGACAACACCAAUGGCUGCACGAGCGCGGGACCGCAUUUCAACCCCCACGGCAAGACCCACGGCGCGCCCGAGGACGAGGAGCGCCACGUCGGCGACCUGGGCAACUUCAAGACGGACGGCCAGGGCAACGGCACCGGCACCGUCACCGACUCGUUCAUCAAGCUGAUCGGGCCCAACAGCGUGGUUGGCCGCACCGUCGUCGUGCACUCGGGCACGGAUGACCUGGGCAGGGGCGGCAAUGAGGAGAGCAAGAAGACGGGGAAUGCGGGCACGCGUCCGGCUUGUGGUGUUAUUGGCAUUGCGGCUUAGAUUGUCGUGAUGAAAUGAUGCUACAGUCAGAGACGGUUCUGCGAGGGACUGGACUGGACUGGGCUCGGUUGGGUUGGAUUUGACGGUAGAUUGAGAGAGAGGGGCUAUUCUUUUUGUGGUGGCUGGGUGAAAAUGGGGCUUGAGGUAGCUUCGGAAUGAAAUAACGCUUUUGCAAACAUGUGCUCCGGAUUUGUGAGAUGUUUAGAAGCGGGCUUUUCUAAUCGGAGCAACGCUUGCCUAAAUUUACUGAGUGAGAAGUUCUAAAUAGAGACUCCAUCGUGUCAUGGUGUAUUCCAUCGUCAGUCUCCCACAAUCUCUACCCUCUCUAUAGAAUAAUAUAUUGAAAGUUUCGAGAUUUGC